Symbiodinium necroappetens is the source of this 1944-nucleotide messenger RNA. NCBI's taxonomy places the organism in Eukaryota, Dinophyceae, Suessiales, Symbiodiniaceae. The record is from the annotation of a GenBank genome assembly.
AUGGGCUUUCGAGGCUGGGUGGUGUAUGGGUCCUCUGUACCGAGGUUCUUCUCCUGCUUCUAUCCAGUGCGUGGAUUCACGAUGUGGCCGUGCGUCUGCAUUCGCGAGUCGAAGGAGGAACUUGAAGGCGAAUACAUCGAAGAGUUCAUCAACCACGAGCAGAUUCAUAUUGCCCAGGCCUCGGAGAUGUGCUGCAUCUUCAUGUACUUGCUCUGGGUCUUCGAUUUCUUGACGGAAAGAGCUUCCUGCAUCUUCAUACUCCACAUGUCCGAGGGGCCAUCGCUCAUUUCCUGUGAGCCCGUCGCCUGCGAGGAUUUUGGUGCCAAGUAUGAGAGCAUCUCGUCCAAGGUGUGCGGCUGGGCUGGCGAGCUUGGGAAGGACCAUGACCUAAGACAAGGAACUGACUGUGCGCGGCUUUUCUCACAGCCGGCACCUUUCCAGGUUAGUGCAGAAUUUCCCAGCAGCGAGCUGAUUCCGACUGCACAACGGCAGCCUCGUGUGGACUUCCUCAGCAGUGCCGCGGCCAUGAAGAGCAUUUUUCGGGCAUCCUUUGACACGGAGUCCGAUGUGGGUGUUACGGUGCAUCGUCUGGGCGAUUGGUUGGUCAUCGAUGAUGGCAGCGAGCUAUCAUGGUCGCCAUCUCCCGGCAGCCCAGAGAACACUGCAUGGACGGAACGCAUCCGCAGCGCCGAGCAGCAGCAUGACGAAUGCUUGGCCAAAGUAGAGGCAGCCAGGCUAAAGCUCUUCGACUCGCAACAGUAUGUUGAGAAGGUCCGAUCCAUGUUGUGGAACGCAGAAGUGGCUGCAAAGCAAGCCGAUGACGAACUCCGCGAGGCGCUUGCAGAGGCCGAUCAGGCGGCUGCAGCUUGUGAACGCUUAAAAGCUCAAGACACCGCACCAUUAAUUGAGUCAGCGGAACCUGACGGACGAGGCGAUACUUUCAUGGAAGAGGAUCCCACUCAAGCGGAUGCGAGCUAUCAGGAAGAUCCUGAACUGUAUCGCAACUUCUUGGGGCACUCCAUCCGCCAGUUGCAGGACGAGCCCGCUGAAUCCGAAAGUACAAAACACAAGGAGCGCGAGGUCCACACUUCACCGGCUUGUCAAAAUGGCGAGCUGGUGCUUCUGGACAGCCCGCCCGCAUCUUUUCAUCAGGUUGGCAUCUGGAAGAUAGCCGACGAUGCUUCAGUUGUCGUUGGCAGUCGUCUGCUUUGCCUGGGGAAUUCGGAGCAUCCGAAGUUGACGCUGUAUCUGCACGACGACAGAGUGAUCUCAGACACGAUGUUGUUGGAACACUGGGUUGAGUGUCUCAUGGCUGGGGUUCCGGAGUUCGCCAUCUGCUUUCACCGGGACGGCGCUGUUCAGUCAUACUCACUGUACAAAGUGUCGGAGUUACAGAGCUUCCUUGAAGAAAGAAUGGAGCUCGGCAGGCGGGUGCAGAUGACGUUAGAAGUGCUGCGCUGGAUCAAACGACAGUGUCGACUUGAGGGCUGCAGCUAUUGGCUGUCAAAGGACAAGAAAGAUUCAGCUCUAAAGCUCAUGAAGUUGCCCAGGGCCGAUGCUACGCCCAACAGUGAUGCACGCCCCCUUCCGCUUUGCAGUUCCGCCGCAGCACCACAAGGGUUGGUCCUGAAAAACACUUUCCUGGACAUCCCGGAUGAGGACUCGGAGUGUGGGGACUUCCGUCGAGCCUUGAGCUGCCCAGCUCGUUUUCUGUGCGAGACGAUGGACGACCUGUCGCACGUGUCCCCUCUCUGCGGCAGAGUUUCUGCGCUCUUCUUCAGACGUGCCGUGUCCUCCCCGCCGAGCCUCGCUGCCGCCCACUUCUUUCGCCAGGUCUUGGACCUGGAGGCCUUCAGCACGAACUCGGGCAUCGUCUGGUCAGGAGCCGUGGACGAGACGGGAGGGCCAGCACCAGAUGGCACCGGCGGACGAGCGGCCCUGCAG